Mytilus trossulus (common blue mussel) is the source of this 3054-nucleotide messenger RNA. RefSeq lists its product as uncharacterized. The coding region runs from base 1 to 3054 and encodes 1017 amino acids. The record is from RefSeq and is a predicted model, not a curated record. Gene Ontology annotation, biological process: DNA integration. The transcript is spliced from 2 exons. Gene Ontology annotation, molecular function: nucleic acid binding; zinc ion binding. NCBI's taxonomy places the organism in Eukaryota, Metazoa, Mollusca, Bivalvia, Mytilida, Mytilidae.
AUGCAGUCUACUGAGAGAGAAGCUAGGAUGGAAGAGAGAGAGAUGAGAAAGAUAGAGAUGGAAAAAGAGGUACGUUUAAAAGAGUUAGAGCUUAGAGAGAAAGAAAUGGCUCAAGGUGUUGCACCACCACAGACACAUUCAAGUUUGAAGUCGAAACUUCCUAAAUUUAAGGAAGGUGAAGACCCAGAUGUAUUUUUAAGGUCCUUUGAGAAAUUGGUGGUUUUGCAUAAAAUACCCAAGUCUGAGUGGGCCCUUAGAUUAGUCCCUUUACUUUGUGGGAAAGCUUUAGAGGCAUUUUCUAGAUUGUCUGAAGAGGACAGUAAAAAUUAUGAUAAAAUUAAAUCUGCUAUUUUAUGUAGAUACGAGCUUACUGCCGAGGCAUACAGGGAGAAGUUCAGAAGUGAACGCCAGUCUUCGGAUGAGUCAUUUAAGGAAUUUUCAGUCAGACUAGUAGGUUUUCUUAGACAUUGGUUGGAGCGUGAGUUGAUAGGCACUGAUUUUGAUAGAUUUGUUGAUUUAGUUACUAGAGAACAGUUAAUGGUAAGUUGUAAUAAAGAGCUCAAACUUUGGAUCAAGGAACAGAAACCGAAAACAAUUGAUGAGUUGGUAGACAAAGCUGAGGCUUUUCAGCAAGCACAUAAAGAUGAACAGGUAAGUUCUAAAUCAGUUGGGAGAAUUGACACCGACCAAUCUAAACAACAAGGUAGAUAUAACCAAUCAAAAGGAAGACAACCUGACACUAGGACUUGUUUUAUUUGUAAGAACAUUGGUCAUAUAGCUACGCACUGUCCUACAAGGACGAACCGGUCAAAGGAGGAUAAUUUUAAGCCAGGUAAGUUUGGUUUGUGCAUACAGAGUAGACAGGAGUAUAGAGUAGAUGAUUAUAUUAGUGGUGUGACUGUUAGGUUGCCUGGUGUUUCAUGUAAUGGCGACAAGGUACAGGUACAUGGACUUGAUAUAGUAGAAGGUAAGAUCGAUAGUGAUAAAAUCUCAGUUUUGAGAGAUACAGGUUGUUCUACUGUAUUUGUUCAUAGUAGGUUUACGUUUACUAACCCAGAUUGUCUUACAGGUCAGACUAGAGACAUAUGUUUAGCAGAUGGUUCAGUGAAGCAGUGUCCAGAAGUAUGUAUUAAUAUUUCUACUCCUUAUAUUUCAGGUGAUAUUAUUGCAUUGAUCUUAGAUACACCGUUUGCAGAUCUGAUUGUUGGAAACUAUGUGAACACAUCAGUACCACAUAGUGUCGAUGGUUUAUCAGUGACUAGUGGAGAAGAUAUUUUUGUUUCAGGUGACUCAGUCCCAUGUCAUGCAGUUGAGACUCGAUCUCGAAAGAAGAAGCAGGAUGAAGCAGAUAUUAUGAUUGAUCAGACGAAUGUUCAGCGUAGUAGCGAUAUACCUAUAUCUCAUUCUAUAGAUUUUUCAGACGUAUGCCAUGAGUUUAAGAUUUGUGAUAGGAAGCAGUUGAUUGAGUUACAGAAGACAGAUGAGACUUUGGAUAAGGUAAAAUCUUAUGUAAGUGAUGUGCAUGAUAACCCAGCAUCUUAUUUUAUAUAUAAUUCAGAUUUACUAUAUAGAGUGUAUACUAAGCCAAGUGGUGAAGUUAUUCAGCAAAUUGUAUUACCAAGCAAGUUGAGAGGAACAGUUCUUUCGUUGGGACAUGAUAUUCCGUUGGCAGGUCACCUUGGGAAUAAGAAAACAAGAGACAGAAUCAUGCAGCACUUUUUCUGGCCAGGUAUAUUUAAUGAUAUUGCCGAAUACUGUAGGUCUUGUCCAGAUUGUCAGAUAGGUACAUCGAAGGGUAGAGUACCACGUGCUCCAUUGAUUAGCAUACCACCUAUGGAUGAGCCAUUUCAGCGCAUUGCUAUUGAUUUUGUUGGCCCUUUGCCUAUGACUGAUGACAAAAACCGUUAUGUACUUGUUUGCGUCGAUUAUUCCACUAAAUAUCCAGAAGCAAUUCCUUUAAAAGACCAAGAAGCUUCUACAGUCGCUAAUGCUCUUAUAAGUUUAUUUUCUAGAGUUGGCAUACCCAGGGAGCUGUUGACAGACCAAGGCAGUAACUUUAUGUCAGAGCUGAUGGUUGAGGUAUGUAGACUAUUAAAGAUAAGUAAGUUACGCACUAGUCCUUAUCAUGCUAUGUGUAAUGGACUCUGUGAAAAGUUUAACGGUGUACUGAAGAAAAUGUUGAAGGCAUAUGCACGACAGACACCAAAAACAUGGGAUGUAUAUAUCCCCUACUUAUUAUUUGCAUAUCGGGAGGUACCAAAUGAGAGUACUGGUUUCUCACCGUUUGAAUUGUUAUAUGGCAGGCACAUUAGAGGACCUCUAGCAGUACUUAAAGAAGAGUGGGAAGAGCCUAGUACAUGUCAAAACUCUGUGUUGAGUUAUUUAUUAGACACUAGAGAAAAGUUGAGAACAAUGGCUGAGUACGCCAUUGAAAAUGAAACAAAAGCGAAACAAAGACAGAAGUUUUAUUAUGAUAGAAAAGCUAGAGACAGAAAGAUUGAAGUUGGUCAAAAGGUGCUUAUAUUAUUGCCUACACAUACAUCAAAGCUGUUAGCGAGUUGGAAAGGACCAUUUAUAGUGACUGAUAAAGUUAGUCCUGUUGACUAUAAGGUCAAGGUUAGAGGAAAAGACAAAGUAUUUCAUGUAAAUAUGUUGAAGUUAUGGCAUGAGCGGGUAGAUAAUGAUCUUGAUAAUAAUGUCACAACAGAUAUUGCUGCGUGCUUAAAUGUAAUUUCAGGUCUUAACACAGAUGAAGGCACAGAUGAUAGUGAGAUGACUACAGAUAUAACUCCAGUGUUGAAAAGCAAAGAAAAUGUAGAUGACGUUACGAUCUCACCAGAAUUGACAACUGUCGAAAAACAGCAGCUUAAAGAAUUAUUAUCAGAAUAUGAAGACAUCUUUAGUGACGUACCUAAGGUAACAAAUAUUAUAGAACAUAGAGUAGUUACAAAAACAGAUGAACCGAUUUACCAACGUCCGUACCCACUACCAUACGCACUUAGAGAUAAGGUCAGAGAAGAGAUUGACAAUAUGUUAGCUGCAGGUACCACUUGA